ACUUGUGGUGCGAGAGACAAAUUCUUCAAAAUUAAUGAACCUCCAACCAGCAGAAUUCAACAUCAAAAACCUCUGUUUAACUCAUCUCAUUCGUUUAAAAAGCUUCACCACUUUCAAUAAAGCAUCGAUUGUUAGGGUUUUUAUCAGUUCUUCUACUCUUCAUCACAAUCUUUGUCUUGAUCGACAUGGACGAAGAAUCUAUUUUCAGCAAAUUCGAAGGAGAAGAGACGAUGGGAAAAGUUCUUCUAUUCGCAAUCGUAUCAAUUUUCACAGGGAUUCUGUUCCUCCUCUUGCUUCAUCUCUACGCUAGACUCUUUUGGUGGCGUGUGGAACAACAUUUCAACCUAAACCUUAUCCAAUCCGACGAGCCUGGUUCCACAGUCAUCGGACGUAAUCCUCGACGACGUCGUUUCGUCUUUGCUCAAGGUCAAGAAGAUCCUCCUCACAACGCCGGUCUUGAUUCUAAAAUUCUCCAAUCGAUCCAUGUUAUUGUUUUCAAGUCUACGGACUUCAAAGACGGGUUAGAAUGUGCCGUUUGUCUCUCCGAACUCGUUGAUGGCGACAAAGCUAGGGUUUUGCCAAGGUGUAAUCAUGGGUUCCAUGUUGAUUGCAUCGACAUGUGGUUUCAAUCUCAUUCCACUUGUCCUCUCUGUAGAAACACCGUUGGUUCCGUGGAAGAGACGAUACAUGGAGGAAGUGAGGGUUUACCUCAAAAUCAAAACUUUGAAUCAGGGCACUCGAGUAAUCAGCAUAAUACAUCUCAAGAUCAGAGCCCUGUUCUUCGGUUUUCGACAGAACCUCUGAGUUUUCCGACAAAUGUUCUGGUUUGGGGAGAUCAGAAUCAAGUUAGAAGUGCAGGCCUCGUUGUUACUGAAGAAUCCCCUUCUGGAAAUUUUGCAGAUUCGUCUAACGAUCAUCAACAAGAAUCUAGUAGUACCAAUACCCAUAUCAGAGCACAAGAAGUGAGGGCGGUUGUGGUGGACAUUCCGGCGAAUUCAAGUGAGAAUUUACCCGAGAGAAUCGACGAAGAAGAACCUAAGUCACCGAUGUUCACGAGGUUAAGAUCGCUUAAGAAGUUUUUGAGUAGAGAGAAGAAAGGUGUAGUUUCCGUUAUUGGUUCAAGCGGGACCAACAGCAACAAUGUUUGAAUAAAUAGGUAAUCUUGAACUCAUUCAAGAAAUGUGUAGUUUGAUUUUUGAAUUGGUUAUUUUUGUAUAUGAGAAGUGUGACAUAAACAUUCCAUGUAUAGUUUGAUUUGAUUCAAAUCUA
Messenger RNA from Arabidopsis lyrata subsp. lyrata, 1269 nucleotides. RefSeq names its product RING-H2 finger protein ATL60. The record is from RefSeq and is a predicted model, not a curated record. The transcript is spliced from 2 exons. Lineage: Eukaryota; Viridiplantae; Streptophyta; Magnoliopsida; Brassicales; Brassicaceae. Gene Ontology annotation, biological process: protein ubiquitination. Bases 186 to 1148 code for a protein of 320 amino acids.